This is a messenger RNA of Triticum aestivum (bread wheat), 1576 nucleotides long. RefSeq lists its product as uncharacterized. Bases 153 to 1322 code for a protein of 389 amino acids. Lineage: Eukaryota; Viridiplantae; Streptophyta; Magnoliopsida; Poales; Poaceae. The record is from RefSeq and is a predicted model, not a curated record. The transcript has 3 exons.
UCGGCAAAGCUUCAACCUUUGUCUCAAAGAAAAAAAAAGGCAAAGCUUCAACCGUACCGUAUCUGUCUCGCUUUCCUUGAACACAGAUCGAUCUACUAUACGGGAGAUUCGGCGGCAUGUCAUAGCCGACGCAUCGAAACCAUCCUCCGGCCAUGACCGCCGACACCUCGGACGACGAAUCCCCGUGGCGGUGCCUGCUGCAACCAGACGUUGUUCGGCUGAUCGGGUGGCGGCUGCUGGCCAGCGACCUGCUCGACUAUGUCCGCUUCCGUGCCACCUGCCGGCAUUGGAGGUCCAGCACCGUCUCCCCACGCGGCAGUGGCAUCGUCGAUCCACGAUUCCAUCCCCGUCGGUGGAUGCUGCUGCCACAGGGGCACGGGCUUCACCCUGGCAACGGCGUGCUACGAUUCUUCAAUCUCUCGACAGGGAUCUUCGUCCGCGCCCGGCUCCCGCUUCUCACGGAUCAUCACGUCCUCGACUCGCCCGAUGGAGUCCUCCUCCUGCAACACAAUCUCGACGACGACGCCCCAAUUCGCGUCCUCAAUCCUCUCACCGGCGACACCGCGGAGCUCCCCGCGCGCACGCCUUCCGUGGAAAUCUAUUUUGAUUCGCUCAUCAAUGAUCAAGAGCAUGCCGCCUCCUUGAGCGUCGGUGCAGACGGAGUCGCCAUGGCCGCCGUCGCACUAUUCAGUCUGUCGACUAUAAUACUUGCUACCACGAGAGAUCGGCGUUGGAGGGUCGCAACAUGGAACCCGCGAUAUAUGGGAGUGCCAUCAGUAUCAUUCCAAGGAAAGAUAUACGCCUUGCGAAGUUCCGCGGAGGUGGGUACAUAUAAGAGGACAGUGCAAAUUUUCCAGAUCGAGCCACAGCUGAUGCGGAUAGGUCCAUCCUACCCAAAGUUGAUUGCAUCAUGUACAAUUGGUGGAAUCGACGACUCUUUUGAUCUGGUAGAAUGUGACUCGGAAAUCCUGUUGAUCCAUACAAAAUACAGUGCGACGUCUCCUGAAUUUCUAGUAUACAAAUUAGCCGACCUUAUUCUGGGUAAGCUUGUCCCGGUGACAAGCAUAGGGGGCAAUGUUCUCUUUGUUGAUGUCGCGAGGAGACAGAGUGUGAGUUCCCGAGCUAUGCUUGGCAAUGGCAUUACAGGUGACGCCGUUGUCUAUCUUGUGCCCUCGUAUGGCCGUCCUCAACAGUACCAGAUCGGUAGUGGUACAUGGUCGGAUGUAGCAGGGGAUGUCUCAGAUGGUGGGACUGUGUCGAGGACUUAUAGCCUCGUUGACCAUAUGUACAACUGUUGCGAUUGUGCCCGUUCAAGCAGAUGAAGGUGAAACGUAGAAGUGAUAUUUAUAGAAGUGAUGAGAUGGCCACAUGGGGUGUAAAUUAUCGUUUUCAUCCUGUACGCGAGAAAGCAGAGGAGCUUGGAUCAAUGACAGACUUUCUUGGCUUUAUUUCUGUACCUUGUGGCUGGUGUGAUUAGUUUAUCUUGGCUUGUAAUAUUUAUCCUUGUAGUAGCUAGCUAUUGCUUCACUUAUUUUAUAAAACAUCAUAUAAUCAUGCAAUCAAUUUUCUCCCGUUU